Messenger RNA from Vigna umbellata (rice bean), 2226 nucleotides. Lineage: Eukaryota; Viridiplantae; Streptophyta; Magnoliopsida; Fabales; Fabaceae. The record is from RefSeq and is a predicted model, not a curated record.
ACUGAGGCUAUUGGUACCGGAAGAGUUACGAACUAUGGACAUACCGAGACGGCUGAGAGAAAAAAAUAUCACACAGGAAUAGAAUUUUUUAUUUUAUCAAUGAUGCGACUACACAAACUGUACCAUCGCUUCACUCUUCUCCCUUUUUCGCCAUUAUCGCUCCCUUCCAACCCCUCUCUUCUUCCUCUCGCUCCUCCGCUGCGCCUCACGCUCCUUCUCCGGACCGCUGUGAACUUCGCUUCCAUGGCUUCUUCGCGGUUGCGCAAUCUAGCGCCUCUCGCAGCUGCGCCUACUGAAGACGCCACUGCCGCCUUUUCUUCCUCUGCCAACGCCGCUACUUCCGCUGAUUACGAAGAAGAGUCAACUGUAGGAACAAAUUAUCGUGUUCCUCCACCUGAGAUCAGCAAAAUAGUUGAUGCUCCACCAGUACCUGCAUUGUCAUUUUCACCACUCAGGGACAAAAUUAUCUUUCUCAAGCGAAGAGCUCUACCUCCACUGGCAGAAAUAGCAAGGCCGGAGGAAAAGUUGGCUGGUAUACGUAUUGAUGGAAAGUGCAAUACUAGGAGUCGCAUGUCAUUCUACACAGGUAUAGGGAUCCAUCAAAUUCUUCCUGAUGGCACAUUAGGGCCAGAGAUAGAGGUGCAUGGUUUCCCUGAUGGUGCUAAAAUAAAUUUUGUUUCGUGGUCUCCUGACGGAUGUCAUUUGUCCUUUAGCAUUCGUGUGAAAGAGGAGGAUAGUGAUAGCAGUAAACUCACAGUGUGGAUUGCAGAUGUGAAAACAGGGAAAGCCAUACAAUUGUUUAAGUCACCAAAUAUACACUUGAAUGCAGUUUUUGACAAUUAUGUUUGGGUAAAUAACUCUUCUUUGCUUGUUUGUACCAUUCCAUCAUCACGGGGAGCUCCGCCAAAGAAACCUUUGGUUCCUGCUGGCCCCAAAAUUCAAUCUAAUGAGGAGAAAAACAUUGUUCAAGUAAGAACAUUCCAGGACUUGCUGAAAGAUGAAUAUGACGAAGAUUUGUUUGACUACUAUGCCACCUCACAACUUGUUUUAGCUUCUUUGGAUGGUUCUGUAAAAGAAAUUGGCCCACCAGCUGUUUAUACCUCAAUGGACCCUUCCCCAGAUAAUAAGUACAUUUUGAUUAGUUCAAUUCACAGGCCAUACUCUUUCAUUGUUCCUUGUGGAAGAUUUCCAAAGAAGGUAGAGCUUUGGAGUGCUGAGGGAAAAUUAAUCAGGGAGCUUUGUGAUUUGCCCCUUGCCGAGGACAUUCCAAUUGCAUUCAAUAGUGUGCGUAAAGGGAUGCGCUCCAUUAAUUGGAGAGCUGAUAAGCCUUCAACACUUUACUGGGUAGAAACUCAAGAUGGAGGUGACGCAAAGGUUGAAAUUUCUCCUCGUGAUAUAGUUUAUACACAGCUUGCUGAACCUAUAGAAGGUGAACAGCCAACUAUAUUCCACAAGCUUGAUUUCCGCUAUGGAGGGGUUUCUUGGUGUGAUGAUUCUCUGGCUCUGGUGUACGAGUCUUGGUACAAAACUCGGAAAAUAAGAACAUGGCUAGUUUCUCCUGGAUCUGAAGGUGUAGCUCCAGACAUCCUAUUUGAUAGAUCUUCAGAGGAUGUGUACUCUGAUCCUGGCUCUCCUAUGUCGCGGAGAACUCAAGCUGGGACAUACAUCAUUGCAAGGAUAAAAAGAGCCAGUGAUGAAGGAAAAUACAUUAUACUGAAUGGAAUUGGUGCUACACCAGAAGGGAACAUUCCAUUCCUUGAUCUGUUUGAUAUAAAUACACGUAAAACAGAACGAAUCUGGCAGAGCGAUAAAGAAAAAUAUUAUGAGACAGUUGUUGCUCUAAUGUCUGAUCAGGAAGAAGGGGAUUUGCAUUUGGACAAGCUGAAGAUACUGACUUCUAAAGAGUCAAAAACUGAAAACACCCAAUAUUACUUGGUUAGCUGGCCAGAUAAAAAAACAGUUCAGGUUACAUAUUUCCCUCAUCCGUACCCUCAACUUGCAUCAUUGCAGAAGGAGAUGGUCAGGUAUCAGAGAAAAGAUGGGGUUCAACUUACAGCUACAUUAUACCUGCCACCAGGUUACAAUCCAUCAACAGAUGGUCCUUUACCAUGCCUGGUUUGGUCUUACCCUGGAGAGUUCAAGAGUAAAGAUGCUGCUGGACAAGUUCGUGGUCUCCAAAUGAAUUUCCUGGGAUAGGUUCCACAUCAGCCCUUCUUUGGCUGGCUA